This is a messenger RNA of Leptonychotes weddellii (Weddell seal), 3515 nucleotides long. The record is from RefSeq and is a predicted model, not a curated record. Lineage: Eukaryota; Metazoa; Chordata; Mammalia; Carnivora; Phocidae.
GUACCAUUCUUAUCCUCGUGCUACGGACGAAGAAACCCGAGGCAGAAACUUUAAGCCGAAGGAUUGGAUUCAGGGGCUCUGGUGCUUGCAAAGUUGUUGGAAAGGUGACAGGAGGGAAGUCCUUGUCCUACUACUCCAGGCCGAGGUCCAGAGGCUGGGAAACUACAGGAAGCCAGCUCGGAGGUGAGGGAGGCAGGUGGUUCUGGGUCCAGCACUCGGAGCACGAAGCAGCCUCCACCGCGGUGGGAGGGAGGACGGCCCUGCCUCACUUUGGCCAGUCCAACGAAUUGCAGCUGCAUCCAGAGCCCUCUGGGCAGGGGAAGCCCGGAAAUGUGAUUUCCAGACUUUCAGGCCCUGCAGUAGGGGAGAGGGCACAGAGGAGGGAUGGAAGAGUCCUCACUGCUGUAGACUGUAUCCAGCCUAGGGGCCUUGCAAGCUGCAAGAAACAGGAUGUCCUAACGCCCCCAGGGGCAGACGAGGUCGGCACUCUGAGCAUUAACCUUUGCACAGAGAACUUGGGCCACAUGAACUGCACAUACUCUGCUAACCUCUAGCCCCUUCAUUACUUAGGGGUCCCUUCCCUGCAGGUUCUCAGAGGUCAUGGCCAGUAGAACAGGAAGCAGUCCCUGGAUGGAUGGAAGCAACUCAUGGAGCAAGAUGACAGGCAAGCCUCAGUGCCUCCAUCCGGCAUGCUGCUUAACAGCCACAUCUCUGGUGACAGCAUGGGAAAGACCCGGUUCUAAUUAAGCAUCGUCACCCAUCACCCUUUCCGGAGGACAGUGGCAAAGACAUCGUGCCUCUGUCCCGCACUGUGACCCUUCCUCCGAGGUCCUCACCCCCGAGAGUCCCUGCACUGUCACCAAGAUUAAUUACCCCUCAACCCCUUUGGAUGGGAAAGGAAGUCAUUUUAUUAAGUUUGAUUAAAGCUUCAAGAGACAUUGUUGGCUGUUUCAGGACUGCUGACAAAGCAUCCUACUUAUUUCCUGAAAAGACAAAUUAUAUGCAAGAAGGGCCAAGCCCCGCAGAGGGGUCCUCUUAGCCUCAGACCAUCACAGGGUGAUGUCCCGCACACAGGCGUGGCCAUCGCCCGGCGGGAGUGAAGUCGGCCCUAGCAGGCCUGGAGGCCCCCCUGGGAAUCCCUGCCUCACCUUGUGACCGAGCCUCCGUCUCCGGGACUUUUCUUCCAAAUCCCCCCUGGACCAGGCGUGAUUUCCUCCAGCCCAGCCAGCCCCGGGAGGCGCCCGUCGGACGGCAGAAAUGGUGACCAUGAGAAAGAGGACUCUCAAAGUGCUCACCCUCCUCGUCCUCUUCAUCUUCCUCACCUCCUUCUUCCUGAACUACUCCCACACCAUGGUGACCACCACCUGGUUUCCCAAGCAGAUGGUCGUCGAGCUCUCGGAGAACUUCAAAAAGUUCAUUAAAUACACGCACAGGCCUUGCACCUGCGCCCACUGCAUCAGCCAGCAGAAGGUGUCGGCCUGGUUCGACGAGAGGUUCAACCGGUCCAUGCAGCCGCUGCUGAACAUGCAGAACGCGUUCUUGGAGAAGGACACAUACAGGUGGUGGCUGAGGCUCCAGCGGGAGAAGCAACCCAAUAACCUGAACGAUACCAUCAGGGAGCUGUUCCAGGUGGUGCCCGGGAAUGUGGACCCCCUGCUGGAGAAGAGGUCGGUGGGCUGCCGGCGAUGUGCUGUGGUGGGCAACUCCGGCAACCUGAGGGAGUCCUGGUAUGGGCCUCAGAUCGACAGGCACGACUUCGUGCUGAGGAUGAACAAGGCCCCCACGGCGGGCUUUGAGAUGGACGUCGGGAGCAAGACCACGCACCAUCUGGUGUACCCCGAGAGCUUCAGGGAGCUGGCGGAGAACGUCAGCAUGGUCCUGGUCCCCUUCAAGACCACCGACCUGGAGUGGGUGGUCAGUGCCACCUCCACGGGCACGAUCUCUCACACCUAUGUUCCUGUCCCCGCAAAGAUCAAAGUGAAAAAGAAUAAGAUCCUGAUCUACCACCCGGCCUUCAUCAAGUACGUCUUCGACAGCUGGCUGCAGGGCCACGGGCGGUACCCAUCCACAGGCAUCCUUUCCAUCAUCUUCUCGCUACACAUCUGCGAUGAGGUGGACUUGUAUGGCUUCGGGGCAGACAGUAAGGGGAACUGGCAUCACUAUUGGGAGAACAACCCAUCGGCGGGGGCUUUUCGCAAGACCGGGGUGCACGAUGGAGACUUUGAGUCCAACGUGACGGCCACCUUGGCGUCCAUCAAUAAAAUCCGGAUAUUUAAGGGGAGAUGACGCUGCCAAGGAGCCCCAGAGCCCGCCUGUCCGUGGCCAGCCCCAGCCUCUCGCUGGAGCUGUUCUGACCCGGGAACUUUGAGGGCCGGUCUCGGGGGUGUGUUCAGGUGCCCCUCGCGGCCUCUUGCACCCCAGCAUUUGGCAGCAUCUACUCAGCAGGGCUUCCAAGCCCUGCCGGCUCUGCAGAGCGAGUGUCAGAACUGGCCUUGGAUGGGGAGACCCCCCUCAGUGCUGUCCUGCAGCUGGGGGAAGGUGGGGAGAUGCGGGGGAGAUCCAGUCUCCAAACGCUGGAAUCAUUUUGGCUUCUGGGGAGGGGGCAGAUACUGAAGACUCUGUGUUCCCAAGUGAAGGACAGUUUCUCAGGGAGGAUGGGCAGAGACCUUCCUUUUCCCCGGGGGUCCGGGGCUGCUGACUCCCAGACUCUGACUCUUGCUGGGAUCUUUCUGAGUGAGGAGGACUUCAGGACAGAGCCCCUUUGGACCACGUGGACACCGGGGCGAGAUGGCACCUAUCUUUGCACGCUGCCUGGCCCCUCCCUCACUUGGCAUGACAACCCGCCCCCCACCCCUCUGUCUUCCCAAAGCUCAUUUCUGGUGGCCAGGAAAGGCUCCCCAGCCCGAAGGUCUUCAUAGACACUUGGCAAAGAAUUUUGGACUCCAGCGGAUGUCUUCUUCCCAAGCUGAUGUCUCCUUGAGUCAUCGAUGUUGGUGGCGAUCAUUACGGCUGAGAGCAGAUCUGACUACUUCCAUGUGCCUUUGUGUUUGGGGGAGAAAUGUGUGCAUUGGCUGAAAUAAGGCAAAAGCCUUGACUCGGGAAUGGGGGGGACCCCCGGCAUCAUACCCCCUUGCUCUAGAGCUGGGGACAUCUUUUCUAGCUUCCUGAGGCAGUGCCUGAGCUGGGACAAAGCUAGGAUGAUACUCAACGCUGUCCAGAGGCGCAUCAGCUGGGGAACGUCACUCUCAUGUUCACAGACUAUUGGAUUUGGUGCCCAUGACCUUCCAAGGCCACACCCAGAACCUCCACCAGCCAGCACUUUCUCCAGGAGCCCACGCUCUGGGCCAAGUCCCUACUGGCCACCGGCACAGUGUCCUGGGGGCUGCAGGGCCAUCCCAGGAACAUGACCUUCAGAGCGGGAGAAGACAUACCUCAUCCUCUCUCUCCCAGGCUGCUCUGAUUCAUCCUCAUCAGCCUACCUGAUUAUUUAUUGAUUGAUUGAUUGAUUUUUUUUU